Argentina anserina (silverweed cinquefoil) is the source of this 1296-nucleotide messenger RNA. Its product is annotated as zinc finger CCCH domain-containing protein 14-like. The record is from RefSeq and is a predicted model, not a curated record. Lineage: Eukaryota; Viridiplantae; Streptophyta; Magnoliopsida; Rosales; Rosaceae. The coding region runs from base 131 to 1033 and encodes 300 amino acids. Gene Ontology annotation, molecular function: metal ion binding; mRNA binding. The transcript has 3 exons.
UCUCCCUCUCCUCUAGGGUUUCCUGCUUCGUCUCUCUCUCUCUCUCUCUCUCUCUCUCUACCAUUCAAUCCAUUUCGCGGUUGCUAUUUUCUCCUCCGCCUUACUCGGUUUUGUCUCUAUCUGAGCCUUGAUGGACUUCGGCGGCGGUCGCAAGCGAGGGAGGCACGAAGCGCCGUCGUAUAACGGCAAUGGCGGCUUCAAGAAAUCCAAGCCAGAAAUGGAGUCCUUUUCAACUGGUAUAGGAAGCAAAUCGAAGCCAUGCACAAAGUUUUUCAGUACUUCUGGUUGCCCUUUUGGAGAGGGAUGUCACUUCUUGCAUUAUGUUCCUGGUGGUGUCAAAGCUGUUUCUCAGAUGACUGGAAGCAACCCAACUCAUCCACCUCCUCCCAGACAUUCAGCAGCCCCACCUUCAUUUCCAGAUGGUUCUUCUCCUCCAGCUGUCAAGACACGGUUAUGCAACAAAUACAACACAGCUGAAGGUUGCAAGUUUGGAGAUAAAUGUCAUUUUGCCCAUGGUGAAUAUGAACUUGGGAGGCCCACUGCUCAAUCUUAUGAUGAUCCUCGUGGUGGGGGAGCAAUGCAUGGAAGGAUGGGAAGUCGGAAUGAGCCUCCCCCACCAAGUCAUGGAGGUGCAGGUAGAUUUGGGGCCAUUGCCAAUGCUAAGAUUAGUGUAGAUGCUUCACUCGCAGGGGCCAUAAUUGGAAAAAAUGGUCUGAACUCAAAGCAAAUAUGUCGCGUGACUGGAGCAAAGCUUUCAAUAAGAGAGCACGAGUCAGAUCCGAAGCUGAGGAACAUUGAGCUUGAGGGUACCUUUGAUCAGAUUAAAGAUGCCAGUGCCAUGGUUCAAGAUAUUAUUGUGAACGUGAGCUCUGCCGCUGGACCGCACAUGAGAAACCCUUCUAUGGGAGCUUCCAUAGGAAGUAGUAACUUCAAGACUAAGCUUUGUGAGAACUUUACUAAAGGUCAAUGCACAUUUGGUGACAGGUGCCACUUUGCACAUGGAGCUGAAGAAGUGCGUCGGGGAGGGAUGUGAUUCUUCAGUACUUAUGCUAUUCUCUCCCCAAUUUCUUGUAGGAUACUCUUAAAGCAUAAUGUGUGUUCCUGGAUUUUUUUUUUCCUUUCGUAAGAGUGCAGUUUCCUUAGUUAAAUAGGGGUUAAUAUUCAGGGAUUAUAGUCGUUAUCCAUAUCUGCUCCUACUCUCCCACUUGUCUUUCCAAAUCUUUCCGAGUUUUCUUGGUCGAACCAUAUGGUAUAACCACAGGUUGCCUCAUUGCCUGCGGCAUGUUCAGUGGUGAA